AUGUCUGUAGAAGAAUAUACUGAUACUUGCUUAGAUGGUCAACAUCAUAAAAAAAAACCUGGUCCAGAGGCAGAUCUGUUUAGCUUCUGUAGUCCAUGGAAGAAACGAUCUUGUUGUACCGAACAAAUAACAAAACAGAUGCACAUAUCUGACUCGUGGUACAACUUCAACUGGAACCACUGUGGAGAUCUCUCCGCCAACUGUCGAUCUCAUUUUUUACAAGAUCUGUGUUUUUAUGAAUGUUCUCCAAACACUGGCCCAUGGCUACAACCUGUAAAGAUGAAGAUUAGAAAUGAAAAGUUUAUGCAUGUACCUUUAUGUCAAGUGGACUGUACCAACUGGUGGGAAGAUUGUAAAAAUGACUUGACUUGUACUGAUAAUUGGGGAAAAAAUUUUAACUGGACCACGGGUCAAAAUAGAUGCCCUGUUGGAUCCUCAUGUAAAAAAUUUUCAGACAUAUUUUCCAAUUCCACAAACUUUUGUGAAAUCGUGUGGAACUAUUCGUGGAAAGUGGUUGCAGAUACAGAAUCAUGUAUGCAUUUAUGGUUUGAUGCCAAGAUUGGGAACCCUAAUGAUAAAGUAGCAUUGAAUAGAGCUGAGCUGAUCAUUAGUAAUUCAGCAAGAGUUUUCUCCCCUUUUACAUUUCAUCUGUUAUUGAUAACUGGACUGUUUAUAUACACCCUACUAUAA
Messenger RNA from Lottia gigantea (owl limpet), 690 nucleotides. RefSeq lists its product as hypothetical. Gene Ontology annotation, molecular function: signaling receptor activity. The coding region runs from base 1 to 690 and encodes 229 amino acids. NCBI's taxonomy places the organism in Eukaryota, Metazoa, Mollusca, Gastropoda, Lottiidae. Gene Ontology annotation, cellular component: external side of plasma membrane. The record is from RefSeq and is a predicted model, not a curated record. The transcript has 4 exons.